CGGAGGCGGAGGUGAGGGGGCGGCCCGGAGGGACCGCUUGGUUACUCGGGACACCGCAGGUGGGCAAGUGCCUUGUUGCUGUGUGGUGAAAGCAGCACACAAUGGCUUACAGCGUGACUCUGAACGGACCUGGACCAUGGGGCUUCCGACUGCAAGGGGGCAAGGACUUCAACAUGCCCUUGACCAUCUCCAGAAUCACCCCUGGCAGCAAGGCAGCACAGUCACAGAUGAACCAGGGGGACCUUGUGGUGGCCAUUGAUGGAGUCAACACUGACAGCAUGACCCACCUCGAGGCCCAGAACAAGAUCAAAUCAGCCAGCCACAACCUGAGCCUCACUCUUCAAAAAUCUAAACGUCCAGUGCCAGUAUCAACCACAGCUCCCAGAAUUGACUCUCCCAGGGCUGUAAUCCCCCACCAGAAGGUCAUAACCAACACCGCUGCCAACCCGGACUUCACGGAGCGUUUCAACCCCAAUGUCCUGAAGGACUCUGCCCUGUCUACACACAAACCCAUUGAGGUGAAGGGCCUUGGCGGCAAGGCUACCAUAAUUCACGCCCAGUAUAACACCCCGAUCAGCAUGUAUUCCCAGGAUGCUAUCAUGGAUGCAAUUGCAGGCCAGGCACAAGCCCAGGGUGGAGAAUUUGCUGGUGCCCUCCCUCUUAAAGACCCUCACGUAGACAGUGCCUCCCCGGUGUAUCAGGCUGUGCUGAAAACCCAGAACAAGCCUGAGGAUGAGAGCGAGGACUGGAGCCGCCGCUCUGCCAACCUGCAGUCCAAGUCCUUCCGCAUCCUUGCGCAGAUGACUGGGACAGAGUACAUGCAAGAUCCAGAUGAAGAAGCCCUGAGGAGGUCAAGAGACAAGGAAAAUGUUGCAGCAGCAUCAGAAAACAGGCCUGCAGAUCCCGCGCAUGCACCCCAGUAUGUGACCUCCAGUAUUUGGCAUCCUCCUAAAUCCUCCACCGGGGAUGCCAACACUGACAGUGCCAAGCCAGUGGCCUCCAAGGGCUCUGUGAGGCUUGGAGCGGGUACAAGUCAGAGGGAGGUCAGGUUCACCUCUACUGGCCAGAAAGUCUCUCUUGCUUCAUCCAGUAACCAAAGCACCCCUGUUGAGCAUGCUCCGGUGUCUACCAGUUCUGCUGCUCCUGCACCACAUGCUUCAGCACCUCAGCCUGCUGCUGCUGCUCAAAAUCCAGCCAGCCUGAUGACACCACCUGCAACCACCUCAGUAGUGCAGGAGUCGUUCUCCUCCUCCUUCCAAAGAGUACUUGCAGCCCCCAGCUCUCUUUCACAGCCUAAGCCUUUCCAUGGGUCCAAGAACAUGUCAUUAGCAGCUUCCACUAUUUCAUCUGCUAUCUCAUCUCAGUCUAGUUUCAACCGGCAUUCUUCCACCUCCAUCAGCUACCAGUCACAGAAGAGAAACACAAGCCAGUCAUAUACACCAGUGCCAGUUUCUGGAAGCUACGGUGAAAGCCCUGCUGCUUCUGGUACUUCAAAACCAAGAGUUGUUACUACUGCCAGCAUAAAACCCUCUGUCUACCAGCCAGCACCAGCACCAGCACCAGUUCAUUCCUACACCCCAGCCAACACGGAGCCUGCAAGUCGCCCUCCCUGGGUAACAGAUGACUCGUUUUCCCAGAAAUUUGCACCUGGAAAAUCCACCACCACUGUCACAAAGCACAUCCUACCAAGGGGUGCUCCAGUGCCACCUCCUGCCUCAACUUCUGCUUACCCAUCUCCAGUUCCACCUUCUUCCCAGCCUCCCACGGCGCGGGGAACAGUUCAGAGGGCUGAGCGUUUCCCAGCCAGCAGCCGAACUCCUCUCUGUGGGCACUGCAACAGCAUCAUUCGAGGUCCUUUCCUGGUAGCCAUGGGUCGCUCUUGGCACCCAGAAGAAUUCAACUGUGCUUACUGCAAGACAUCCUUGGCUGAUAUGUGCUUUGUGGAGGAGCAGAAUAGUGUGUACUGUGAGCGCUGCUACGAACAGUUCUUUGCACCCACCUGUGCCAGGUGCCACACCAAGAUCAUGGGGGAAGUGAUGCAUGCCCUGAGACAGACUUGGCACACAACCUGCUUUGUCUGUGCUGCUUGUAAGAUGCCAUUUGGGAAUAGCCUGUUUCACAUGGAGGACGGGGAACCUUACUGUGAGAAAGAUUAUAUUGCUUUGUUCAGCACAAAAUGCCAUGGCUGUGAUUAUCCUGUUGAAGCUGGAGAUAAAUUCAUUGAAGCCCUUGGACACACUUGGCAUGAUACCUGCUUCAUUUGUGCUGUAUGCCACGUGAAUUUGGAAGGUCAGCCAUUCUACUCCAAGAAGGAUAAGCCACUGUGCAAGAAGCAUGCCCAUGCCAUCAAUGUUUAAAAGAAGAGUUGGUAGUCAGUAAUGUUGGGGUAAAACAGAUGACUAACUGGGCAAUCAUAAAGUUGAUAACCAUGGCUAGCAUUUCCCUUGGUAAAAGCUAGGAAGUUGGUACUUCAGAAGUUUAACUUUAUCCUCUUUCGUAAAUGCAGAACGUGCUUUUUUUGCAAGGUUCACACAAAAACCUCCUGAAUGAACAGUCAAAACCAAAUGAACUAAUGAACUAGUCUGUUAUUAGAGCAACAGUUGGAGAAAAUCUUGAAACUAACUAAAAACCUUAAUAUAAAAAGUAAUGUGCAAAUACAGUUUCAAAUGAACUACCCGCAGCAGUUUUACUGCUUAGACCACACACUGGUGUUCAAAAACGACUGGAAAAAUCCUUUUGUAGUAAGUCAUUUUCUUUCACAGCAAGAAUGAGUAAGUGCCAUAUGUACAGUCAUCUGUAGAACCAAAGGCCAUAGCUUUCAAAGGGAAAUAAAUAGAUUAGGGCUUCCUCUGUGAAAGUGAGUGCUGUUCCAUUAUGUUGUGGGGCUACCUCAUAGCAUCAGAUAUUUUAGAUUCUUUCCAAAUAAGAAGUCUGCCUUGAAUCCAUAUGUAGCUGGGAAGCCUAGGUGACAAUCCAUAACAGUUUGAAAAUGAAGUGGAAACAGAAUAAUGCCUUCCAUAACCCAGUAAGAUUGAGGAAAGCAAGCUGGGUCAGCCUUGCCAAUGCACUUGGCUUAUACGUGCACAGUAGAUUUGAAAGUUCACUUUCACAUCAUAAUGGAAAAGGACAACUGGCUUUCUCCAAAUUGCUCCGACAUUGAAUGGAAUAGAGCUAUCUGGAAAGGCCAACUUUUAAUUUGAAAUCAGUUUUCCUUUCCUCUUGAGUUAAAAAAAAAAAAAAUUAAUUCAUAGUCUCUUUGGUUUCUAAUUCCCACUGAUACCAGAGGGAGGUAGAAAUCUACAUCUGGGCCUUCACAUUGAUGAAUACAGAAGAAACACAUCCACCUAGCACAGCCAGGAAGUGGAAGAUUCCCUAUUCUAUCUCACAUAAUUGGGGAAAAGGGCUUUUUUUUUUCCCCUAUAGUAAAUUAACAUUGGUUAAAAAUCCAUAAGGCAGCAGGCACAUGCUCUGUAUUCGUUUCCUUAGUUUAAACACAACUCAUGAUGAAUUGUAGCAGUAUUUGCCAUUGUAAAACAGUAGCUGGGUUCUGACAAUUAGGAUAACCAUAUAGUCAUCUUUUCUAAGAACCAUACAGUCAUCUUUCUUCUAAUGUUUUAAGAACAACUUUCAAGUUGCUCAAACAGUUAUUUAUAGAGCAUUUUUUUGGGAUUUUUUUCAAAUGAGCAAAACUUGUAGUACUGAUAACACUUCUGAAUUUUUAAAUAGGAAUGACUUUUGCAUUGGAGACAGCAGUUCUGUCUGAUGGAGUUAAGAUGGAAAGUCUGAUCACUGUUCAAGUUUUAUUAACUCGUUUAAGUGAGAAUUACGAUGUGUGUGUUGACAGCUUGCAGUACUGACAGUUUGGAACUAGUAUUUCUGAGGCUGAGGAUGCAUUCUGUGGGCCACAUGCUGGCGCCCUCUGCACCUGUUUUACCUUGUGCUUUGAGCAACAAAAAGUUACAUAACAAUGCCUGCCUCGCCCCUCCUGUGGGUAAUGCCCGUUUUAAGAUAUUUAUGUGUCUUUCAAGGAAUGAAAAACGAUCCAAAGUUUGGGACGGGAAUAAAAGAAAUUUGGAGUUCUAAUAUGAGAAUUAAGUUAGCUGCAGGCAGUUUGCAUCUUGGACAAAAACAACCACCUGAACUGCCUGUGGCAGUUUUGACAUGUAUGACUGGUAUUUAUUGAGUAGGUAUCUUAGUUUUCACUGAUCUUAGCAGUGAUCUGACCUGAGUGCUACAGGCUCAGAUUUUUGUGUGCAUGAAUUAGUCUAAAACACUAGCACAUCAUAUGCAAAGCCUAUUUUUUUUCUAUAAGCAAGCAAAUUUUCUGUUUUCAGUCGGUGCUGGGCUGGUAUGAAUAUGGUUCCAUAGGUUACAAAAUCCAGAGAUCUGGCUCACAAUAUUCUCCAGAGGAAUAAAUAGUAAUUAUGGAAGUUAAAUGUUUUUUCCACCCAUAUUUGACUUCAUUAAAUACAUUUUCACAACAGUGAGAAAAUUCUAAAUUUCCUUUUAAUUUUUCUACGUCAUUCUACAAAAUUAUGUUGUUACCUGUUAUUUGGGAGAAUUCUUAUCAGCAUACUAUAUACUAAGACUGCAUUGAAGAUACCCUUUAGACAGAUUUCUGUGUUACCCACUGACUGGGACUGGUCUCUGACUGCGACAUCAAAACAGGGAGUCAGGCUCCAUGGGGAGACACAAAAUGGUAGGGCUUGUGAUGGAAGCCUCAGGAGAAUUUCAGGAGAAUUUCAGGUGUGUAUGUGUGUGUGUGUGUUUUGUGUGUGUGUCUCCUUUUCCCUCCACCUUCCCCCUCAAUGUCCCUAAAAGCUGCCUCUUCCCCAGCAGUGUGAAGGAUGAAGCGUUCUAGGAUAUGGCCAGAGGUGGAAGGCUGCAGCUUGGGCAGGGACACAGACUGUGAGAUGAUGUUGGUAGACACAGCAUGGCUGAGACUGUCCCUUCUUCAAGUCCACUGAGGAGCCCAUUCUGGCAGCUGGAGCAGCCCAGGGCAGCCUGGGCUGGCUUGGACUGUGGGAGGUGGGGCUUUCAGUGUGGGCAGGGGAAGGGAGACUUGGAUCAGAGAAGGCAGAGCUCCUGCAGCAGCCAGAAUGUGGGGGCUCUGGGGACCUCUGGUUGAGUGUAAAAAGGUCAGGGAAGCCCUUCCUGCAGCUGGGGUUGGAGUGGGGGGAAUAGCCAGGUAAGGCCGUUUUCACCAAGCUGACAUGUUGGGUAGUUGGGGUGGGGCAGAGCGGGAAUAGAGGUGGGGGCAUAGCCAAGAUGACUCACUACAGUCAGGGAAAGGGCUUGAAUUAGGAAAUUAGGGUACCAGUAGCUCACAGUAGUCCAGAGAGGUACUAUUAGUGUAUACAGAAGAGGUGAGCAAGGAUCCAGUCCCAGUGUACUAAACCUGAAGUCGGUGCUGCAGAAAAAUGAACGCAACGUCCACGAGCAGAGCUGAGCUGAACUCGUGGGGUGGCAACAGUGAAAAUGCAGCAGCACAGACUUCAGUGGGAGCUGUACUGGCUUGAGAGAAUCCUGAAAAUUUCCUUCUCAAUGGGAGCCGUACUAACUUGAGAUUGAAAAUUUCCUUGGGCAGAUAACCUGCACUGUAGCACAUGCCCUGACUCCAGCUGGUGUCUGAGCAAGUGAGAUUAAAGUUAGUUUACAUAUCACUAUAUGAGGUGCAGUGGUAUCUCUGAAUGAAGAACAGAGAUGCCCUGAGGAUUAUCACGUAAUAAAAAUUUCCUGUUAUGACUUGUGCUGCUUCAUAAUGUGGUCCAAAAAUAGGGAAUCCACGUACCCGCCCUUGAUAUCUAUGUUAAGAUAUAAUUUUUGCACAUAUCUGAACCAGAAAUUUUUGAACAAUGUAGCAUUUUAUUCAUGGGGGUAGCAAACCACAUAACUGCUGAUACUCUUCUGCCACAUGUCACCUUUGUGAUAUGGAGAGUGUAAAAUGCAUAUACAUAAUUUAUAUAUCUAAAAUUCAAAACAUGGCCUUUCAAUUAUCACUGAACAUAAUGUUGUACAAAAAUAUGCAAGGUUAAUAAUGUGUACUUGUUUAUGUUUUAUGUCUUGUAAUAGAUGCCUGGGAUGAGUCCUAAGUUCCUCUGAAUAUUUCUUUUCAUUCUAAUUAAUGUGGGGUUUUAUCUAAUAAAGCAAAGAUACUGUACCUCUGAAUGAUCAAUUAAAAAGACCAGUCUUUUAUUUCACUAAAAGUGUUCAAUAACUUUUCAGUCUAAGGCUUCAAAAACUAACUUAAUGCUUUCCUCUCUUUUAGUGUUUUUUCUGCAAAACAAGGUAAAUUAAAUGUUUCCAAAGAAGACUGCUUUUAUUAUCUGGGCAAAAAAAACAGUCUUAGGACUUCUUGUUUUUAGAAGUUAAUUUUUACUAUAUUGGAUUCGCACAUUACACAGCUCUAAAAUCAAUUCAAAACAAUGAAAAAUUUUUUUUUCUUUGGUCCUUCAGUGGUCAGUAUUUGGGGUGAAAUGUUUUGUUAAAGAUUAUUUGUAUUUAUGUUUAAUAAUGUGAAUGUCCACAGCACUGAACACACUCAUUAGUGUCUAAUGCUGGGCACGCUAAUGUUUGUUUGCAAUACUUGUCUCCUGGAAGCAGAUAUUAAUUUGUUUAGUAUUUAUAAACAUCAGAAUUUGAAACUGAGUGAUUUAUUGCCUGCAGUGAUCAUAUAUUAGAAGUCUAGGUUUUAUAAUAUAUUGACAUAUUGACUUGAUGCCACAAGUGCCCUUGCUUUUAGAUAUAUAUUUUUUCCUAAGUUCCUAGUUAUUUCAGAACAGAAUGUAGUGAGGUUUAUGAGAUGUGAGUAACUCCCUUGCAUGGAUUAUCUGUGCCAAGAUGAAUAAAACAGUUUAGUAAUAAAAGCAAUGUGCAAAUACAGUUAAAGCUUUAUGAUUUGGGCAUAUUUAUUAUAUGGCAUGUGAACAGCUGACAGCUUUCAGCCAUGUAACACUGGUAAGAAAACACACACAAGCUUGUACUCUCUACUUCAGACCUGAAAAUAAAAAGCAUUGGUUUCA
Molecule: messenger RNA, 7022 nt
Organism: Myiozetetes cayanensis
Lineage: Eukaryota; Metazoa; Chordata; Aves; Passeriformes; Tyrannidae
Gene: LDB3
Product: LIM domain binding 3
Exons: 19
Coding region: 102-2357 (751 amino acids)
Biological process (GO): heart development; actin cytoskeleton organization; muscle structure development
Cellular component (GO): stress fiber; Z disc; filamentous actin
Molecular function (GO): muscle alpha-actinin binding; actin binding
Source: RefSeq, a predicted model, not a curated record